CAUUGGAUUGAAUAUGUGAACCAAGACCAAACAAACAAUGCAUAUGAUGGGGCUUCCUUUUCAGAGCAUUGUGAUUUGGCUAAUUUAAAUGCUUUAAAAAGGCCAUCUGGUAUUGAUAAUUCUGAUUUGAUAUAUGAUGGAACGUCUGAGGAUUCUGGGGCAGGUGCUGAGAUCCAUGAUACUUUGUUAGAGGGCAGAGACUAUGUAUUGCUUCCCCGAGAUGUUUGGAAUCAAUUAUAUUUAUGGUAUGGUGGUGGUCCUACAUUGGCCAGGAAAGCCAUUUGUUCAGGUCUUUCACAGACAGAAUUGGCCGUAGAGGUGUAUCCUUUAAGGCUUCAGUUACUUGUGAUGCCAAAAGGUGAUCGGGCCACUAUAAGAAUAAGCAAGAAGGAAACUGUUGGACAGCUUCACCGAAAAGCUUGUGAAAUAUUUGAUCUUCAGUCAGAACAAGUACGCAUUUGGGACUACUAUGGCCGUCGGAAGCACGCCUUGAUGAAUGACAUGGACAAAACACUUGAUGAUGCCAAUAUACAAAUGGACCAGGAUAUUCUUGUGGAGGUCCUUAACAAUAUGAAUAGCAUAAGUUCUGCUCAGGACAAUGGAUCUGCACUGAGGGAAUCAAGUUCUGCUCUUGCAGAGCCAUCCAAGUCAGGCUUAUCAAUUGGUGGCGGCUUAUCUGCCAGCAAGGGAGCACCUAGAAACUAUAAUGCUGAGCUUUACUCAUCUCAAAACCUGACUUCUACAGUUAGAGACGUAGAUAAUACUUGUGGAACCAGUGGUGUUAGCACGAGAGGUUCUUCAGGUGGUCUCACUGGAUUGCUGAACCUUGGCAAUACUUGUUUUAUGAAUAGUGCGAUCCAGUGUCUUGUUCAUACUCCGGAGUUUGCUAGGUACUUUCGGGAGGAUUAUCAUCAAGAGAUAAAUUGGCAAAAUCCAUUGGGCAUGGUUGGUGAACUAGCCCUUGCGUUUGGUGAGUUGCUUCGAAAGCUAUGGGCACCUGGGCGAACCCCAAUUGCUCCCCGACCUUUUAAAGCAAAGCUUGCACGCUUUGCACCUCAGUUCAGUGGUCACAAUCAGCAUGAUUCUCAGGAACUUUUAGCAUUCCUACUUGAUGGUCUCCAUGAAGAUCUAAAUCGUGUAAAACAUAAACCAUAUAUAAAGUCUAGAGAUGCUGAUGGUCGACCGGAUGAGGAAGUGGCUGAUGAGUAUUGGGCAAAUCAUAUUGCUCGUAAUGAUUCGAUAAUUGUUGACGUGUGUCAGUCCACCACCACUAGGACUAUGACGGUGACAGUUUUUACUUGCGAUGGAACUGCCCUGCCAUCUGCUUGUACUGUGACAGUGCCUAAGCAGGGGCGCUGCAGAGAUCUGAUUCAGGCACUUAGCAAUGCUUGUUCAUUGAAGCCUAAUGAGAGGCUGUCGCUUGUGGAGAUACGUAACCAUUUGAUCCAAAGAUUUCUAGAAGACCCUCUCAUAUCAUUGUCUACAGUUAAAGAUGAUGACCAUCUUGCUGCUUACAAGAUUCCGAAGAUCAACAAAAAAACAAAAUAUCUCCAGCUAAUACACCGCCGUAGAGAGCAGAAUAGUGAGUCCCAGACCAUAUCAGGAUGGAAACCAUAUGGAACACCUAUUGUUUCCUUGAUCUCAUGCGAUGAUGCAGUCACAAGAGGUGAUAUACAGGUAAUGGUUCAUCGUAUGCUCUCUCCUCUUUUGAGGAAAGGCAGUAAUGUGGAACAAGCUAGUAAUUCUGAAUCCAGCAUCCCAAGAGCAACGUCAGAUCAAGGCAGUGGGACUAAUCCUGUCGAAGCAUCUGCUGGAACCAUGUCGUCAAAUCUGCCAAAUAAGGAUGGCACUGAUUCCAAAGCACCAAUAUCUAAGUUACCUCUUCAAUUAGUGGAUGAUACUAAUGCUUGCAUUGAUCUCUCAAUGGGAGAGGAAAAAGUGGUGAAACUGUCUCCGUCUUCUGCAACAGUCCUAGUAUAUGUUGAUUGGUCACAGAAGCUUCUGGAAAAGUAUGAUACUCAGCCACUUGAGAAUUUGCCAGAAGUUUUAAAAUAUGGGCCUGCGACCAAGAAAGCUCGUACUGAACCUCUCUCUUUGUAUACUUGCUUGGAAGCUUUUCUGCGUGAAGAACCUCUGGUGCCUGAAGAUAUGUGGUACUGUCCUCAGUGCAAAGAGAGACGGCAAGCAAGCAAAAAGCUUGACUUGUGGAGGCUUCCAGAGGUGCUGGUGAUUCAUCUAAAGAGGUUCUCAUAUAGCCGGUCAAUGAAGCAUAAGCUAGAGACUUUUGUUAACUUUCCCAUUCAUGACUUCGACUUAACAAAUUAUAUAGCCAACAAAAACAACUCCAGACGACAAAUCUAUGAAUUAUAUGCCCUUACAAACCAUUAUGGUAGCAUGGGUAGUGGGCAUUACACAGCGCAUAUCAAGCUUUUGGAAGAAAAUAGGUGGUAUAACUUCGAUGAUAGCCACAUUUCACCCAUAAGUGAGGAUGAGGUUGCUAGUGCAGCAGCCUACGUUCUAUUUUACCGGAGGGUGAAGACUAAUGAUGCAGCCAUCAGCAAUGGGGCUUAGUCAGGCACCGAUGGACCAUUGUUACACCCCAAAAGCAGAUUUCAAGGCCAUCCAUCUUCUCCAUAAAAGUACUAUUAGAACAAAGAGAAAGAAGAGAGAGAGAGAGAGAUAGUUUAGCAAUACCCAGAUCAUCUGGGCGUUUACAUGUACGGAAGAGCACAUGCCUAUUGAACAUACAAAUGAGUUUUCACAAAAAAAAGAAAAUGUAGUAUGUGGAUGUAAUUGAUUGAUGGCCUUUCUGUUUCAGGGGAAGGUGUUUAAAAUUGGAUUCAUGGGUUUCUGAAGUGGCCGCUGUAUCUGGACAUUAUUUUUCCUUAGUCAAACAGGAAGAGUUAAAGAUCUUGCCCUUA
Messenger RNA from Neltuma alba, 2921 nucleotides. Its product is annotated as ubiquitin carboxyl-terminal hydrolase 5-like. The record is from RefSeq and is a predicted model, not a curated record. The transcript is spliced from 12 exons. The annotation marks the transcript as partial. Gene Ontology annotation, biological process: protein deubiquitination. Lineage: Eukaryota; Viridiplantae; Streptophyta; Magnoliopsida; Fabales; Fabaceae. Gene Ontology annotation, molecular function: cysteine-type deubiquitinase activity.